AGUGUAAGAAUGUCCCAUUUGCUUAUAAACGUAAAAUCGCUAAUUGUGGUCAGGCUCACAUUUCCUAGACCUUAUUUGUAUGAAAUAGAAUCCUAAUGUCCUGUAUCUGUGAAUGAUAUCACUACAGCUUUAAUUUCUGCUGUAUGACUAGGAAGACAUUACUAUGAGUAAAUCAAGAGACAGCAGCCCCACAUUCUUCCUGGAGACAGAUGACCUGACACAGGAGCAAAGGGAAAAGGCCAAACAGAUGAAGAAAGGUGCCUCAAAGGACAAGAGGCCCAUGGAUUCUAAUUGCCUGGAUGAGACCGAUGAGCCUGCACACACAAUUAAAUUGAACCUACACUUUGACAGGGGAAUCAGAAAAGUAAAAGAGGAACCAGCUCAGCAGGACAGUGAGAGGUUUACCCUCAAGAGGCUGUUUGAUGCCGUGUCCAGUGGCGAUGUGUCUAAACUGCAGGGUUUACAUCAGUACCUGCACAAAAACAUGAAACGGCUCACCGACUCUCAAUAUAAGUCCAAUGGAAAGACAGCCCUGCUGAAAGCACUUUUAAAUUUGUGGGAAGGCGAGAAUGACACUAUUGAACAUCUGCUGGAAAUUGCAGAGAAAUUGGGAGAUUUAAAACAUUUUGUCAAUGCUGCUUACACAGACAGUGUCUACAAAGGUCAGACAGCACUACAUGUUGCAAUUGAACGGAGAAGUGCAAAAUUUGUACAGAUGCUGGUUAAAAAAGGGGCUGAUGUCCAUGCUAAAGCCUGUGGGAAAUUCUUUCAGCCCAAUCAAGAAACAUGCUUCUAUUUCGGUGAGCUGCCCUUGUCACUGGCCGCUUGCACUAAUCAGCCAGACAUUGUGGACUUCCUUAUGAACAACCCUUACCAGGCGGUGGAUGUCAGGGAGAAGGACUCUCAUGGAAACACAGUGCUUCACGCAUUAGUGUCCAUAGCUGAUGACAGUCCUGAAAACACAGAGUUUGUCAUCGCCAUGUAUGACCACAUCUUAAUCAAAGCCGACCAACUUCACCCCAAGAUCAAGCUGGAGGAUAUUGAAAAUAAUGAAGAAUUCACCCCACUCACACUAGCUGCCCAAAAAGGAAAACUGGGGCUGUUAAAGCACAUCGUGCAGCGGGAGUUUAAGGGGCGCCGACAUCUGUCACGGAAGAUCACGGAGUGGGCCUACGGUCCAGUGUGCUCGUCUCUGUAUGACCUCGCCUCUCUCGACACCUACGACAAGAACUCCGCGCUGGAGAUAAUCGUUUAUGGCAGUGAGAUUCCUAAUCGCCUCGAGAUGCUCCAUAUUGAGCCAUUUAACCGACUAAUUGAAGAGAAGUGGGAGAGAUUUGCAAAACGGAUGUUCUUGUUCAACUUUAUCGUUUAUGUUAUCUACCUUUUCAUCUUAACUGCAGUAGCUUAUCACCGCGAAGCAGGCAAGGACUUUAACAACAACAACCAAUCAUUAAAGCCUCCAUAUCCUUAUAGAAAAGGCAGCGAAGGCUAUCUGCUUCUGACAGGACACAUCAUAACUACCAUUGGAGCACUUUACUUCUUUUUUAGAGGGUUAAUAGAUAUGUUAAGGAAGCGUCCAAGAUUUCAGUCCCUGGUCAUAGAUGGAUACACCGAUCAACUUUUUUUUCUGCAGGCCGUGCUCUUCCUGGCUUGUGCUCUACUGUACUGCGUUGGUAAUGAUGAAUAUCUGGCCUGUCUAGUUUUGUGUCUUGCCUUGAGCUGGGUAAAUCUACUCUACUUCUCCAGAGGGUCCAAAAAUAUGGGAAUCUACAGUGUCAUGAUACAAAAGAUGGUUCUUGGAGAAAUCCGUCGAUUCCUUGUCGUGUACAUGGUCUUCCUCAUUGGGUUCUCUGCAGCUGUGGUAACUCUCCUUGAUGAUCGACCUAGUAAGGGACGGUCUUUUUUCCUUCCUAUUAAUGGAAAUGAAAACUGUAAAAAGCCCUCAUUCAAGAGCAUCUACUUCACCACUCUGGAGUUGUUUAAGUUUACAAUUGGCAUGGGAGAUCUGGAGUUCACCGAUCAAUAUCAAUAUAUAGAGGUCUUCUAUGUGCUGCUAAUUCUGUAUAUAGUGAUGACUUACAUUUUGAUGCUGAACAUGCUGAUCGCUCUGAUGAAUCAAAGAGUGGAGGAGAUGUCUGUAGAGAGCACCAGCAUCUGGAAACUACAGCGUGCAAUCACCACCUUGGACAUGGAGUGGAUUCUUCCCCGCUGCCUGAAGACAAGGCUGCGCUCCGGGAAACAAAAGGACCUAGGCGGGGGGCAGGAGCCUGAUCGACGCUGGUGCUUUAGUGUGGAGGAAGUCAACUGGAAUCAAUGGAACAGAAACCUGGGUGUAAUUACCGAGGACCCUGGGAAAUCGACCAGACAAAACCAAUAA
This is a messenger RNA of Sinocyclocheilus rhinocerous, 2377 nucleotides long. RefSeq names its product transient receptor potential cation channel subfamily V member 1-like. Gene Ontology annotation, cellular component: plasma membrane. The transcript has 14 exons. The record is from RefSeq and is a predicted model, not a curated record. Gene Ontology annotation, biological process: calcium ion import across plasma membrane. Gene Ontology annotation, molecular function: calcium channel activity; protein binding. The coding region runs from base 164 to 2377 and encodes 737 amino acids. NCBI's taxonomy places the organism in Eukaryota, Metazoa, Chordata, Actinopteri, Cypriniformes, Cyprinidae.